ACUGUAAACGGGUCAGGAAGAUCUGCGGGCGCCACCAUGCUGGCGGCUGGAAGAAGCCCGGGGCCAGGAGCGCCGCCGAGCGGGGAAGCUUGGUCGCUGGGUCACACGUUUUCCGGAGCUUUAGACUGACGACCGCCCCAGACGCCGCUUCAGUCCCCGCCGACCAUUCGCCUCCAGGACCCGCAGGAUGGCGAGAGCCUGGGUCUGCGUGGGAGGCGCCGUCUUCUUUCUCUCCUGUCUGGUUUUGCACUGGCGGUUCAGUGACCCUCUGGUUUCAAGGACAAUUGCUUUUUACGUACCCUGGAGAAAGGAGGAUUCUCUUUUCCGGCUGGAUUUGAGUUGGCCCAAGUAUUCGGAGUAUUUCACUGGUUCGACAUUUUCUGUUGCAGUUGACUCCAUCAACGGGUUAGUGUAUGUAGCUCAAAGAGGGGAUAACAUCCCCAAGGUAUUAGUGUUCACAGAGGAUGGAUAUUUCCUUCGAGCCUGGAAUUAUACAGUUGACACACCCCAUGGUAUAUUUGUCACCGGCACACCGUAUGAACAGUCCGUCUGGAUCACGGACGUAGGAAGUGGAUCCUAUGGCCACACGGUUAAGAAGUAUAAUUCCCUGGGUGAUCUUGUUCAAGUCCUGGGUACCCCAGGCAAGAAGGGCACGGGCUUGAACCCGCUGCAGUUUGACAACCCUGCAGAGUUAUAUGUAGACGACACGGGAGAGAUUUACAUUGUGGAUGGAGACGGGGGAUUGAAUAACAGACUAGUCAAACUGUCCCAAGAUUUCAUGAUCCUCUGGCUGCGUGGAGAGAGUGGAGCAGGGCCUGCGCAGUUCAGCAUACCUCACAGUGUCACACUUGACGCGGUCGGGCGGGUGUGGGUUGCUGACCGAGGAAAUAAAAGACUCCAAGUAUUUGAUAAAGACACUGGAGAGUGGUUAGGAGCGUGGGACAGCUGUUUCACGGAGGAGGGGCCUUCGGCUGUUAGGUUCACCCCGGAUGGGAAGUACUUGAUUGUGGCCCAGCUGAACCUCAGCAGGCUGUCAGUUCUGACGGCCCCACCAUCUGGAGGCAUUGGCGACUGUUCUGUGAUCAGCAGCAUCCAGCUGGCUGAUCAGGUUCUGCCCCAUCUUGUAGAAGUUGACAAAAAGACCGGAGCCGUUUAUGUAGCAGAAAUUGGUGCAAAGCAAGUGCAGAAAUACGUGCCGGGGCCCAGCCCUACUCCCGCCGUCGGGCCUUAGGGCUGCCCUGCUGGAGGAGCUGCAAGGAGCAGCGCAGAGCCCCGGAGUCAUUGUGUUUCAAGCCGCCGAGGCACAGGGCCAUUGGUACCUCUUCCACCAGAGAAGUGUGUUGGGAUGUCAUUAAGAGUCAUGUCAUGUUGAGGUUCCUGGGACUUAGUUUUACAACUAAGAGUUUUUUGUUUCUUUUUUUCUUUUCAUUUUUGAGAGUCAUGGAUGUUGAACUCAGGGCCUCAUGCACGCUAGGCUGCUGCCCUAGCACUGAGCUGCAUCUUCACGUAAGCAGCUUUUAAAGAAAGAAAUGCAAUCCCAAAAUGGGGUUGUGAAGGGGAACUGUGAUUGCAACCAAGUUACAUGUACAGGCUGAUUAACUCCCCGGGCUCCUAGGACAGCCUGUUGAUUUCGUGUGAAGAACUGGAAACUACUGGUGUGUUUAACAUCUGUAAAAUGGCCUGUGAGAGAUGUGGAUGAGCUGGCUGUGGAGCAGUCUGGUGCAUGCACAGUGCCACACCAGGUCCAGAGCAUGCUGGAGUGAGGAGCAGCAUGGUCUGUCUUGCAGUCCAGCAGGGACAGAGUGGGCAUGGUGACGCAGGAGCAAGAGGACCACGACAGACAGGACAGCCGUGCAGGGUGCAUGUGUGAAAACUGCAGGCAGUGACAGCUUGGCCUCAGAUUAGCCAAGAGAUGAGUGAGAAAGAGUCAACAGUACCAUCCAGGUAGAGGAGACCUAAGCCUUACAGACUUCCCGUGAAUUCUGAGGAAAACACAAAGCAAAGGUUUUGGUCUUUUUUUUUUUUUCUUCAAAAUGCUUAAUCUCACCCUUUACAAAUAAGUUGACAACAGCCAGCACCUAAGCACUUUGCUAAAAUGGAGAUUUAUCAAUGGUAUUUUAAGAGUUAGUGCCAACAAUGGGUCCCUCAUUGCUGUUGUCCAUCCCAUUUUUUAGAAUGAACUCACUUUUCUACUAGCACUUAUCUACCUCCAAGAUAUUUUAGGGGGUCAGAGCCCUCCACACGGACGUGUGCCAAGCGCUCUGAGGCGUUAAGCUGCAUCUCCCUGCCUCUCCAGGCCACUCUUGUUCUUUCUGAAUGCUGGCCUUCAGACGCAGGCUGUGUGUUCAGUCUGUUCUGGUUUAUACUAGGUGUCCAUGGUUCCUUUCCCUCUCAGGGCCUCUCGAUCACCCUUUGCCCCAUCAGCAUCCCCUGCUGUCCCAAUGUUACAUGGUGAUUGUGCAGCACACGGGAUGCCUAAGCUGACUUCACUCCCCACCACCUACAGCUGAAGGGGCCUGGGCUGUUUGGGUGCUGGGGUCACAUGCGGUGUUGGGGGAAAGUGAGCCCCAAAUAGAAAUGUGCUGGAAACCAAGGUUCUUAGAAGUGUCCCUGCCGCUCACCAGACUGUGAUUCAGUAGUCACCUCUGUCUUCUCUUUAGUAACAUGGGAACAUUGUUUUCUCCUUGCUCACCAUUGCUGUGUGUAUUGGAUACACAGCAGGCACAGGUGUCUGGAGCCUGGGGUGCAUUACAGAUGUCCUGACACAGCCUUCCAACUGUCCUGUCAUUAUAUCACAUGCCAAGUUUGCCUGACAGUUCAAGGCUGUAGAGAGCCGCAUGAUGCCAUACCUUACAGGUGGGGCUGAUUCCCACCUUCCACCUUUCCAAUGGUGAAUGCUCUCAGGUGUGAACAACUCCACAUAUGGCUGACGUUAAAGAUCUGGUUUAGGCUACCCAGAGGCUAUUUAAGCUGUAGACUGGCUUUUCCCUGGGGUGAGAGGUUGAGAAAGGUAGCGGGAGGUUGAGAAGGAGCAAGAGGUAACAAGAGAUAGUAAGAGGGUGAAAAGAUCCUGAAUAAAACCACAGUUAAGAAGAGUCUGGUGUUGCAUUCUUCCUUGCUGGCGAGGUGGGCGCGACAAUUGGUGCCGACACCCAGGAAACGUCAAGUGACGUACGGGGACACAACCUCUCAUCUGGACUCAGAACUUGCUGUGGGCAGGGAUA
Myodes glareolus (Bank vole) is the source of this 3224-nucleotide messenger RNA. The record is from RefSeq and is a predicted model, not a curated record. NCBI's taxonomy places the organism in Eukaryota, Metazoa, Chordata, Mammalia, Rodentia, Cricetidae.